AUCAAACUAUCUCAUUCACAUACUUUGAUAUGUGAUCUCAGAACAUUGAUGUCAUAUUGACAGAUAUGCUUUUACAUUAACUUAAAUGUCCUAUUGCAGAAUUAUAUUUUGAAUAUACCGUAUUUUAUAAUUUACCAAGAUUUUUAUAAAAGAAACCUACCGAAGUUUGUCGAAGAUGUACUUCUUUUUCAACAAAAAUAAACCUCCUGCCAGCAUUCACUGCACAUGCGGAGAAACUAAACGAAUUUACAAAUCUGAAAGAAAACCUAUGAAGUUUCCUUAUACUUUUACUGCAAAGCUAGUCCAGUUUCCUUUCAGACAUUAUGUUAAACACAACUGGAUAUGGCGAUAUUACAUUUUUGGACUAGCCUUGUCCACGCCUGUUUUUUGGUACAUUAAUGGUUUGGCUAAUUCUCCUGAAAAUGUUGCCAAAUGGGCCGAAAUAAAAUGCAAAGAACAACAAGAAUGGGAGAGCAAAUUUGAAUAGACCUUUAAUAUUUAUAUUUAAGUAUUAUUUUAAUAAUGUAAUUUUAUUAUACGAAAAUAAAAAUAUUUUUAUC
Messenger RNA from Psylliodes chrysocephalus, 560 nucleotides. The record is from the annotation of a GenBank genome assembly. Lineage: Eukaryota; Metazoa; Arthropoda; Insecta; Coleoptera; Chrysomelidae.